Microplitis mediator is the source of this 3462-nucleotide messenger RNA. It is a transcript of the gene Neos, whose product is annotated as epsin-like. Gene Ontology annotation, molecular function: RNA binding. The record is from RefSeq and is a predicted model, not a curated record. The transcript is spliced from 5 exons. Lineage: Eukaryota; Metazoa; Arthropoda; Insecta; Hymenoptera; Braconidae. The coding region runs from base 156 to 2246 and encodes 696 amino acids.
CACUGAAACGUAGAAACCCUAGUUGGGUUCAGAGUUGAAUAACAAAAAAAAAAAAGUUGAUAUGCUUUGGAUGUGAACUAUUAUAAAUUAUUAAUUAAUAUAAAAAAAUAUUGAUAACAAAAUAAUUAACAAUUGAUAAAAACAAAUAGUUUAAAAUGGCAGUGCGAUUAUUGAAAGAUCCAUCGACAGCAAACUGUCGGGUGUUCGUUGGCCACCUGCAGACCGAGGAUAUGAAUAAAAUGGAAUUCGAGCAGCAUUUUUCAAAAUACGGAACAGUAAUCGGGUCAUUGAUAAAUCGCGGCUUCGGAUUUAUUCAGUAUGAGAAUGAAAAAGCAGCACAAGCGGCCAUUCAGAGUGAGAAUGGGCAAAUGUUUAAAGGAAGAAGAAUAGAUGUUAAGCCUGCCAAGAAGGAUACUCAUGGUGGUGGCGGCGGUGGAGGUGGAGGUGGAAGUGGAGGCGGUGGUGAUCAGAAGAAUAAUCAAUUUUCACCUCGCAGCGGUGGAGGCAACCAGAGCUUCAAUCAGAAAAACACGAGCUUCAAUAACUCAAAUUGCGAUGACUCCUUUGACGAUAAUGAUAACAAUAAAAAUUCUGGUAAUUCAUCCGGUCACGAUGGAUUUAAUUCAAAUGAUAACAAUAACUCUAACCGUGAUGACGAUGGUAGUGAUUACCAGCAGUUUAAUUCAAACCAGAAUGAUUCCUUCAAUAACAGCAACAAUGGAGGAGCUGGUGGUAAUAAUCAAGGAAAAGAUAAUAAAGAUCAGUUCAAUUCAUCAGGUAAUCAGAAUAAGAACAAUAAUAUGAAUCGUAUGGAUGAUGACAAUAGCAAUGCAUCGUCUGGUUCACAAAAUAAUCGUAGUGGAGGUAAUCAAAACCGGUCGGGAAAUAAUAAUCGUAACCAAGGAUCAAAUAAUCAAAGGCAACGUGGGAAUCGUGGUGGUAAAAACAGAAACAAAAAUCGAUCGGGUGGUGGAGAUAAUUCUGGAAAUUUCCGUGAUCGCAGUCCAUUAAAUCGUGGGCCGAUGAACCGCGGUCCCGGUGGCCCAGGGAAUGACGAUAAAAAUAAUCGUGAUUGGGGUGAUCACAAUAUGAUGCGUAAUAAUUUUAAUAGAGACAAUUUUAAUGACAACAAUCGAUUUGAUGAUCGGUUUAAAGACCCAAUGGGUAUGGGAAAUAAUUUAGGCGGAGGUCCAGGUCUUAUGGGAGGUAUGGGAGGACCUGGGCUUGGAGGUCUUGGUGGUCCAGGUCUUGGCGGUCCUGGUCUCGGUGGUCCAGGUCAUGGUGGCCCGGGUCUUGGUGGCCCUGGACCCGGCGGACCCGGUAAUUUUGGUAGAAUGGGUGGACCUAAUGAGUUUCCAAUGCCAGCAGCAGCUCCAGCGGUUGAUAAAAAUGACUGUGAGAUUAUUGUGGUCCACAAAAAUUUAACUGAGUACGCAGAAGCUAUCGAAGCGCGUCUGAAAAAAAUGGGACUGACUGUUGAUUUGUUGUUUCCCAAUGAAGAAGUCCCGCUGAGUCGUGUGUUGGGUAACAUCGCCAACCGGGGAUGUCUUUAUGCUGUUGUUAUUAUGCCGAUUAAUAUGGAACAUCAUUCCUUGACUCUAAAUAUUCUUCAUGGACUACCUCAAGAGCACAGAAAUAUGCCAGCAGAUGACGCAUUGGCAUUAAUAAACCGCGAUUUUAGUAAUUAUAAAUCAGGAGGUCGGGGGGUGCCAUUUAAUACACCAUUUGCUACUGACAGACAUCCAGAUGCCAUCCAAGUUUUGCUGAACAUGCUAGCAGACAAUCAUCAGCUGACUGUAUUACAGUACGAGCGCGUUAUCAAAUACUUGGAAGUAAAACGCGAAGAGCAAGUGCAGAUUGAGUUGGGCGAUGCCAAAGAUUUGGCGGGAGCUUCUCUGGCUGCCAACGAUCCGAAACAAGCUGAGCUGCAGUCCAGAAUUUUAAACAUUUUAAACAGUAAUAAAUCUAACGCUCCGGUACCAAGUCCUGUGCCGGCUCCUGCCCCAGUACCAGCGCCUCUGUUGCCGCCAGCAUCAACAACAGCAACUCCAUCAGCGUCAUCAGUAACAGGUACAGCGACAGUGACACCAUCGCCUUUGCUUAAUGAUCCGACAGUACAAAAAGCUCUCGAUAGUCUUCUCCAAGGAAAUUUACUUAAAAGUAUCGGAGAUUCACAACCAGCUUCCAAUUCAACUUCAACAUCUCAACCGCUCUUCGCUGCAUUCUCAAAUAUUAAUCGUUUCUAAUAAAUUUACUGCUCAUAAUUAUUCAUUAUUAUUUAAUUUUAAUUGAUAACAAUAAUUACUGUCUCACAUUUUUUUUUUUUAAAGAAAUAUUCAAACUUCUACUUCGUAUUAGUAAAUUUCUACGCUAAUUAUAUAUUUAUAUAUAUGUUUGUUUUCUGUGAUUAUGAUUACGAUUAUGAUUAUGAUUACAAUUAAAUAAAAAAUGGAUGUGUACAUUCCUACACAUAAAUUAUACUUUUUAUUUUACAAUAGCACAUAGAAUUCUGAUAUGAGUGAAAUAAAUAUAUGAUGAUAUUUAAUGUUUAUUGUUAAUUUAUAAUUAUAAUUAAGAGAAGCUUUCAGUUUCGCUACUCAUUAAAAAAUUUUUUUAGUUUCGUUCCACGUUUUUUUUUAAUUUAAUAAAAUUUGGGUGUAAAUCAGCCGUCAAUUGAUGUAAUGAAAUUUUUAAAUUUAUUUUGGCGGGUAAAUUAUUAAAUUUAAAACUAAAAUUUUUUUAGACACAUGUGCGAAAGUUUAAAUUUAUUAUGCGGAUAAAAUAAAUGCAUAUUUUAAUUUUUAAUUACAAUAAUAUUUACUAAUUAUAUAUAUAAUUAGUUUCAAUUAGUUUUUAAAAACUGACAUUGUAACUGAUACAGAAAAUUUUAUUUAUUUAAUUUUGAAUUUCCCACUAAAUAAAUUAGAGUCGCGUGGGUUAAAAAUAAUAUUUAUUUUUAAUGUAAAUGUUAAAUUAAUUAAAAAAAUUUUAUUCAGCCGAUUGAUGACUAAUUUAAUUUAAAAAUUAAAACUUUUUCAUUUUAUUUGCCGCCAAUUUUUACGACUGCAUUUGAAGAGAGACUCAAUCAUUUAAAUUUAUCUAAUAAUUUGAACGUAAUUAGAUUUGUAAAAAUAAUUUUUCCAUGAAAAAUAAUUAGUGUUGAUAAAAAAAAAAACAAAUUUCUUCUCACUGAAAACUUCUCUUAAUUAAUUACAAUAAUGAUUAUAAUUAUCACACCUUUGAAAAUGAACUUGUCACAGUAAUAACUAAAAAGUAAUAAAAAUUGUAUUACAUAGUAAAAAAUUUGUAUUUUAAUUCCACGUCGACUAAGGAUCUAAAAGAAAAAAAAUUUAAUUAAUUAAAGUUAUAAAUAAUUAAUCAUAAUAAUUUUAUUUUUAUGCGAUAGCAAACAUGAAAAAUUGGCGUAGCUGCGGCAUCCAACAAAGCAAAAGAAAAAGAAAA